Megalopta genalis is the source of this 2780-nucleotide messenger RNA. RefSeq lists its product as uncharacterized. Lineage: Eukaryota; Metazoa; Arthropoda; Insecta; Hymenoptera; Halictidae. The record is from RefSeq and is a predicted model, not a curated record.
GCACGCAAAUGGUUAUUAUGCUUUUCGUAUACAUGUUUCAGAAAAUUUUUUAAUGACGGAAGAUGUCGGCGAAAGUCGCAAAACCUGCGCCACCUCCUGCCGCAAAAGAUGUCACCAGCCUGCAGGUCUCGUUGCCUCAAAUGCUGGAUCUCGCGCUGGGAACACCGGAAGUCGGCGCGAUAAAUUUCAACAUCCUCCACAACUUCCUUCAUGUAUUGUUACACCAGAUAGAUCUGAAAUCGACGAAGGUUGAAUAUCGUGGCGACGAGGCGGCACGAAUGAAGACGAUGGUGAGCACGCUGCAAACAGGCCCAUCCUUCUAUCUCCAAGAGUACAGCAUUAUUGACAGUUCGAAAAAUAUAACGACGCGCUCAGCCGUCGUUGCCACUGCAGACGUAAUAACCGAGAAUGCAGCAGGUGACGAUCAAGUCGACUUAAGGAAGUCGAAAGGGUCGAGGCAAAAAGUAGGAGCUGGACAGGACGUUGACUUUCGCGAAACUGUGAUAUACGUGGAACCGAUUGUCAACGAUGUUAUACCCUCGGCACUCGCAUUCAAACGACUCGAACAAAAUGUGAUCGAGCUCCAACGAAAAUUCCAAGCUCUCGAGGAAUUGUCAACGAACGCAGAACUCGUUGAACGUCUAAAGGGUAAAGUUACGGACCCCGUGACCGAUAUCUGGAAUAUCAUCAAUAUUACGAAAAGAUUGGACGCCAGUGAGCAAGGUAUUGAUAAGUUGACGACAAUGGUGCAGGAUGUCCUGAAAGGUGACGUGGCCGUCGAAGGAACAACGGAGGUUCCGCAAGAACUCGAGGAAAGAUUAACGAACCUGGAGCGAGUUCUUAAUAACUUGGAGAGCACCGUGCAGAACUUGGAAAUAAUCGCUAAUGUGACCGUGGAGGAUGCCGAAGAACCGUUAGCGAGACCACAGACAGCGAAACCGGAAGCAGAACCUGGUCUACAGCCGCGGGUUUCUCUGAGCCAGAUCCUAGGCGGCGUAGACGUCAAAGACAUGCACGAACAGAUGAUUACGUUGCAAAAGGAUGUCUCAAAGAUGCGGGACGACUUGAAAAAUCUGAACGAGAAGGUUGCCGACGUUCAAACCGCGGUAGCGAAAAAGGACGAGAAAGAGAAGUCUGUGAAAGAACAAGCUGAACCCAAAGCGGUGAUUCCAGCGAGCACAGAGAUCGCGCAAUCUGAGGAAUCGGAUCAACCGCCUACGCCGAAGGCCCCAGAGAGCCCUAAAAAGGUGCAAAAAGAAGUAGAAACGGACCGGGAAGAGUACAUAGACCAAGACGAAAUAAACAUCAUAAACGAACGCCUCUCGAGGUUGGAGAAAGACGUGAUCUGUCUUCAAGAGUUAGUAAAUAGCGCUCCGAUGGCUGGCAUGACAGGAAACGCGGAGCUUGACGAAUUAGUCUCGAAGAUUCAGAGUGUUCAGGAUGACAUGGAGAAGUUGAACCAGACCGCGGACCGGCUGAUCGACGAUAAAGAGAAUCGAGAAGUGCAUCUUAACGCGUUGCUAGAGCAAAUAGAGCUUCUAAAGACGAUCAAAGCAGACAGAGAAGAUCUCGAGGACGCUCUGGCUGACAAAGCUGAUGCUCGGGCUGUGCACCGGAAGGUUUCGUACGAUCAAUUCGACGCCGCUUGCGACGAUCUCGCCCAAGGCCUCGAGGAAGCCGUCAACAAACUCGGGAAACAGGAAACGAUUUGGCAGGAGGCGUUGGACGAGGUGCAGAAAGAGAUCGAGGGUAAAGUUGACAAGAUAGAAAUGACACCGUUGAAGGACUUCGUGAGUACGAGACUGAAGGCCGUGCAAGACAAGCUGAGGAGCGUUGCACAGAUGAGAGAUGACACCGAGGCUGCUGGGACGAAGAAGCUCCUUCGGGACGUGCAGUGUAUAUCCUGCGACAAGAACGUAGUGAUGAAGAUCCACGACACGAACAAAGCGAAACUGGAUCCAUUCCCGUGCGGUAUAAGCAUGAAGCCAUAUCUGACUUACGAGCUGGAUCAAGUCAGGAAGCAGAACAAGCGGUUGCCUCACAGCAGAAAUAUGAUUCAAUACGAGGCGGCCUUGCAGGAGGAGGCGAAGAAACAAAAGUCUGCGAGAUCGGAGAAACUGGUGAAGACUCCUAGGGAUCACCUGUGCAACCGGUACUGUGGCGGAAGUCACACGGUCACGACGCCUCAACAGAGGGUGAUGCGAAUGGGUCACUUUAUCAGUCAAUGGGGACCGGAAGUGGUGCAGUUGACGGAGGGAAUGGUGAAGGGGACGGACGGAAAGAUGUACAGAGGUCGACCACUGCCUGCUAAAAUCGACGUUUGCGGAACAGGAUAUUGCCAGGACUACGGUGAAGCGAAGCCUUCGGAACGAUCUGUGGGUUCACAGUCUCGGAGAAGUGUGGAAAAACAACCUUCGGUUUCUUCAAGGAAGAGAAGCGUGAAAUCCGUGUCCAGUGAGGCGAUGAAGCAAUCACCGGAUCAGGAAUCCCAUAAAGCCGAACCAGAUGAACCAGUACCCGAAGAACGUCGUCACAGCCGCGGACGAUACUACUCCGAUCAAAUUAUUCAUUACGAAGCAGACGAGGAUGAAGCUGAAGAAUACUAACAAAGAACGUUGUUUCUCAUUUCGAAACCCCAUACACUCUGCCAAAAAUGUUGUUCUCGAAAUAAGACCAGUAACGUGUGAAAUGUAUUUCGCAACUCUAAUCAAGUAGACGUCGAAGACGGAGUUUCUUUUAUACGUACCUGACAAAUUUGUGUAUAACUAUUUAUUUGCUAC